AUGAAACGUAUCGUUAUGUUCAGUGAGUCAGAUUCAGACAGUGAGUUCCGGCAUGUGGAUACCGGAACCCCUAUGGUAAAGCGAAAGAAAAGAUCAAAGAAGGACACGGAUCAUUCAAACGAAGAUAGCUUAAAAGAAGGCGAUAAGGUUCAGCUUAGCAUUGUUGAAUCGCUUCGAAAGGCAUGCGACAAAGAAAAUGCUGCAAAGAAAAAAACUGGGAAUACAUUACACAACUACUUUAACGCGUUUGGUGGAUCGAAGCCAGAUGUCAGCCGCAAGAAAGUGUCAGUGGAUGAGUUUUUCUCGAGCUCAUCCUUGGGGAAAAAGCGGGUACAUAUUGUUUAG
Messenger RNA from Dicrocoelium dendriticum, 345 nucleotides. NCBI's taxonomy places the organism in Eukaryota, Metazoa, Platyhelminthes, Trematoda, Plagiorchiida, Dicrocoeliidae. The record is from the annotation of a GenBank genome assembly.